Cryptotermes secundus is the source of this 414-nucleotide messenger RNA. RefSeq lists its product as uncharacterized. The annotation marks the transcript as partial. Lineage: Eukaryota; Metazoa; Arthropoda; Insecta; Blattodea; Kalotermitidae. The transcript has a single exon. The record is from RefSeq and is a predicted model, not a curated record.
AUUCAGAUUUGAAGCAUCACUUAGAAACCAGUGCAGUCUUCAAAGGUGUUUCUAAGACCAUUCAGAAUGAAAUACUUGACUGCCUGCUACAAAUAUACCAUGACGAGAUAAGGGCGGAAAUUAGAAAGGCUUCCUUUGUAGCUGUCAUGGCUGAUGACACAACAAAUGUUUCAGAACACACUCAAAUGGUCCUUGUUCUACGGUACGUAUUGAAUGGAGAAAUAUUUGAGCGUUUUGGGGGAUUCUUUAUUCCAGAAAAUCAAACUGCAGAUGGCAUAUCAAAACGUAUUUUAGAACAAUUGGAUAUAAUCCUUCAAGGAAAUGGACAAAAACUGAUAGCUCAGACAUUUGAUGGUGCAAAUGUCAUGAAAGGCAAAAAAGCAGGAAUUCAAGCAAAAAUAAAAGCAGUUUAUA